This is a messenger RNA of Pocillopora verrucosa, 1210 nucleotides long. RefSeq lists its product as uncharacterized. The record is from RefSeq and is a predicted model, not a curated record. Lineage: Eukaryota; Metazoa; Cnidaria; Anthozoa; Scleractinia; Pocilloporidae.
UAGGAAAUGACUUAUUAAAACAACACUUUCUAUUUGUUUUUCAAUAACACGACCCUUGCUGGGUAAAAGAUGAAUUCACCGACAGCGAGUUGUAUUUGUAAGUUGUAAAGACUCCAUCAAGUUCAUAAUCCGCACAAAUACUCGAUCAUUAUUGAUCCUUUCGUCGUUGUACAAAAACCUUCCGUGACGGAGAGGAUUAACAUAUAGCUGCAGCUCUAAGAAAGAUGAAGAAAGUAAAAAGUAAUUCCACUGUGUCGAAACUCGGAGAAAGCGCCUACAAUGCAUUGGUUUUAACUAAUCAGGUUAGUGGAGACGACAAACGCAUUCUGCAGUACAGCUACAAUCUGGUGAGCGACACGGAAAAAGGUGAAUUUUCGAGGUCGUUCGACGAUUACAGUUGCGGGAAAUUGAAAAGAAAUAGUUCGAUGUUUCGAUCAGAACGAACGAUACCAAACUCGCCAAGCAACGAAGGAAAGCAACUCCCAGAGAAGAAGAAAGUCUUCCGCAGUAUCAGUAACCCAAUAACGGGUCGACGCACUUAUGGCAUCGAGGCAGAGAAAGUUUCAGAACGAUAUAAAGUUAAGGAACGAUUCCCUAGCGAUGGAGCGACGCCAGGCGUUGGCGAAGAGGAUUCCUCAUCACGCGUUUUGGAGGCAACGAUCACGGAAAAUCCCGAAACGAUAAAGAACGAUUCUCGGGUGCUCUCACGCGAAACUCACGCGCGUAAAAUAGGGCUCGGCGAAACAACAAACACUUCCAUCAUGAGUCACAAGCUCAGAAAAAAAGGUGUCUGCGAUACUACAGAUAAUUCACAUUAUCAAAGGCAGUUUUUGCGGGUCUUAAACAAGCGAUUCUAGAGGUGUACUUCGUAGUAAAAAGUCAUCUGGAAGGUUUGUUAGACACGAGCAUUCAGUACAUUACCGAUAUAACGUCUUGCCUCGUCCGGUUAUGAAUAUGUGUAUAUAGCUUAUUAGCGCGACUAAAAAUAGCAAAAGCUUCUGCGAAUGAUAUAUAUGUCAUGCUCGUAUACAGCUACAUAGAUAAACAUUAACGACGAAUUCAAAUAUCUUAUAAUGAAGAUAUCCUAAUUAUAAAUACAACAUCCCUGAAACUUCUUGUGGAGUCACAAUCAUAAACAUAAGGAUUAACUCGUAGAUAUAUUUGUCUUUCGCCGUCCUUGCAGAAUAUGCGCAUUCAACAAUAAAUGUAA